GCAGUGGCAGGUCUGGACCUGAACUUCCGCGUUGAGCAGGAAGAAACAGUCAGAGAGCCCAAAUGCAAGCCGCAUCAGCACACCCAGAUCUGCCUGCAUGUGGCCGUCACCUUAGGCUUUUUUCUUAGCUGAGCGAGAUUUCAGGGUGGAUCUAAUGUCCAUGUGGAUUUUAUUUUGAAACAAACUGGUGAAUUGAGGAUUAUUACAACUGAAGAGAUGGAUGACAUUGACGCUAUGUUUAGCGACCUGCUGGGGGAGAUGGACCUCCUCACUCAGAGUCUCGGACAGGAAAUCGAAGCUCCUAAACCGCUCCCCAGCACUGGGAAGGAAGUCAACUUCUCUGUCGGCUUUACUGGCCUGAACGCGUCCGUACAUGACCUGGAGGACAAUGACUUGGACGCCCUGAUGGCCGACCUGGUGGCCGACCUCAGCGCGACAGAAAAGAAACUGGAAGCAGAAAUACAAGGCCUGAACGAGCCACCAUCGUCUAACUCAGAGCUGCCGCCUCCGCCCAAAGGCCUGAGCGUCCAGCCUGCCUCCUCCAUUACAUCACCGCCGUCUCCAGGAAAUAACAGAAGCAGCAGCGUCACCACCCCGUCUUCUUCCACCACCUCGCCCCUGCCGCCUCCCCCUCCGCAGUCAUCAAAACCCACAAUGGAAGAAAUCGAAGCUCAGAUGAAGGCAGAUAAAAUCAAGCUUGCCUUGGAGAAGCUAAAGGAAGCAAAAGUGAAGAAGCUGGUGGUGAAGGUCCUCAUGAACGAUGGCAGCUCCAAGACUCUGAUGGUUGAUGAGAGGCAAACCGUGAGAGAAGUUCUGGAAAACUUGUUUGAGAAGACUCACUGUGACUGCAACGUAGACUGGAGUCUGUGUGAAACCAACCACGAGCUGCAGCUUGAACGGACAUUUGAGGACCAUGAGAACCUGGUGGAGCCUCUCCUUGCCUGGACAAGGGACAGUGAAAACAAAGUCCUUUUCCAGGAGAGGAAAGAUAAAUUUGAGGUUUUCAAAAACCCGCAGAACUUUUAUCUUUGGAAAAAGGAUAAAAAAACUCUCAAAGACAUGAAAGACAAAGACAAAGAAUUGCUGGUGCAGGAGAAUUUCUGUGGGACGUCAAUCAUCGUGCCCGACCUGGAAGGCGUUCUGCACCUCAAAGAAGAUGGAAAAAAGUCAUGGAAGCAGCGACUCUUUCAGCUUCGAGCCUCAGGAAUUUAUUACGUUCCCAAAGGAAAAACCAAGUCGUCCCGCGAUCUGAUCUGCUUCGUCCAGUUCGACAACGUAAACGUUUACUACGGCAAAGACGUCAAGAACAGAUACAAGGCCCCGACGGACUUCUGCUUCGUUCUAAAGCAUCCUCAGAUCCAGAAAGAGUCUCAGUACAUCAAGUAUCUCUGCUGUGACGACGCUUGGACCAUGAACCUCUGGGUGACCGGGAUUCGGAUCGCUAAGUACGGAGCGUCUCUGCAUGAAAACUUCAAAACGGCAGAGAGGAAGGCUGCUGUCAGCGCCGCCAUGUGGACAAACCGCAGCACUCCAUCCAGCUCCAGCCCUUCAACGCCGUCACCAACCAUCAGAGCCAAAGCAGAAACUCAGGCCAACGGCCACGCCCCCAAAUCGCAGCCUGGACCGGCGCACCAGGGCAUCGGUAAUCUCCCUGCUCCUCCCCCUCUGAACGAGAUUCUCCCUCCUCCUCCUCCCGACCCCGUCCUUCCUCCUCCACCGCCGUUACUGUCCUCCAAGCCUCCACCCAGCAACUUGCCCCCACCUCCACUUUCCAUGGACGGCCUCCCUCCUCCGCCGCCGCCUCCACCCAUGGACAACUCAUCAGAAGAUCCUCCAGACUUCCUUCCUCCUCCUCCUCCUCCUACUGGCUACAGCUCUCUUCCUCCUCCUCCGGCUCCCGCGGGUAAUUUUGGUAGAAACAUCAACAAAUCUCUUCCUCCACCGCCUCCAGAUCCAGAGUUUCUACCUCCACCUCCACCUGAUCCAGUAUUCGUAUCAUCAGGUGCACCUCCCCCUCCUCCUCCGCCUCCACCUCCUCCUGCUCCUGUUUCCGCUCCGCGACCUGCAGGACAGUCGAGGAAGUUGCCUCCAGCUCCUCCGAAGAGGACAACACCGACGCUGCAAGGCGGUGGUGGAGGUGGUGGAGGUGGUGGUGGAGACUUCAUGUCAGAACUGAUGUCAGCCAUGAGGAAGCGUACUGAUCAGUAGCUCCAGAGGACAAAAAUACAAAAUAAAUAAUUUUACUCCAGAUGAUUAAUACUAAGGAUACAAACAAUUCAUUAAUUGUCAAUUAGAUUAAAACUAGGUCUAACAGAUUCACUAAUAAUGUCUUGUUCAGUUAGUGUUGCAGUUUGGCCGCCAUCCAGCAGGGGCGCCAUUGGUAAGGAGAGCCAUUGAUACAGAAUUAAACAUGGCGGCCAUCAGGGAAGAGAAACGGUCCAAACAGAGUCCUUUGUGGAAUCUUAAAGCAGGUUUUAUGAUUAAAUGCACUUUAUGCAGUUCUGUUUUGAAAUACAUGCCGAUUAUAACAAAUAUAACAAAACAGGAACUUAAAAAGUUCCUGUUUUGUUAUAUUUCAUAAAUAAGUUCAAUAAUGUGAGAAACCUGCAAUUUAUGCUUAUUCAGUCAGUAUUUAAGACAGCUGACACAAAAUGUUCAAAUUAAUUUAGAUAAGUUGGUCUAUCAUGAAAAAUGUUGCCCUUUAUAGUUUGGAAAGAUGCUCAUCCCUUUUUAUUCAAGAGAAAACUUGUCAAUUAAUCAGUUGAUGAGAUCAAUACGGUUUCAUUUCUGUAUCCGGUGACUUUACCUUUCCUGAACCUUAUUUUUAAAAUAAUCAUUUGAAAUGAAUCCAUAAAGGUUGAAAGUUUGUGUUAACAGAGGAUAAUGUAAUAAUAAAGCUUUACAGAUACUUGUAUGUAAAGAAAUGUGUAUAUAUCUGCAUUGACUGUAAAUACUGCAGAAAGAUGUUCCUUCGGUCAGAGGUUCAGAGGUUUUAUUGUUACAGAGUUUUGGCCCAAGUGUGUUUUUGUGUGUUGACAUUUCACUGCAUGUAAUCGAUCACUGUUAAAAGCUUUAUUAAAUUAAAAUUUGAUAACAAAGAAGCAUUUUCCACUGUGUUUUUACAUAAAAUGCAGAGAGAAAAUGUGUGGAAAAAAGUGUGUUUUUUCGGUUCUUAGUAACUCUAAAACAUAAAAUACAAUUUUAAAUGUGCAAAAUUAAAGCCAAAAUGUGUUUUCACAAGAUAAAUAUGGAAUAAAGCAGCAUAAAAAUGGG
Molecule: messenger RNA, 3273 nt
Organism: Poeciliopsis prolifica (blackstripe livebearer)
Lineage: Eukaryota; Metazoa; Chordata; Actinopteri; Cyprinodontiformes; Poeciliidae
Gene: apbb1ip
Product: amyloid beta (A4) precursor protein-binding, family B, member 1 interacting protein
Exons: 14
Coding region: 217-2208 (663 amino acids)
Biological process (GO): signal transduction
Cellular component (GO): plasma membrane; cytosol
Source: RefSeq, a predicted model, not a curated record